AUGGGUUUCCGCUUGCCAAGAAUUGUUACUGCCAAGCCAAGCCUGAAACGGACUCUUUCAUCUUCAGAGACAAUAGUGGUGCCCAAAGGCCACUUUGCUGUUUAUGUUGGAGAAGCUGAAAAGAAGAGAUUCGUUGUCCCAAUAUCGUUUGGUUUUGAUCAUCCUAUGGGUGCUUUGACAAUCCCUUGUAGCAAAGAAGCCCUCGUAGAUAUCAUUAGUAACCUGCAAAGCUCAUGA
Molecule: messenger RNA, 237 nt
Organism: Hibiscus syriacus
Lineage: Eukaryota; Viridiplantae; Streptophyta; Magnoliopsida; Malvales; Malvaceae
Product: auxin-responsive protein SAUR21-like
Exons: 1
Coding region: 1-237 (78 amino acids)
Biological process (GO): response to auxin
Source: RefSeq, a predicted model, not a curated record